Messenger RNA from Triplophysa dalaica, 3934 nucleotides. It is a transcript of the gene bnc1, whose product is annotated as basonuclin 1. The transcript has 5 exons. Gene Ontology annotation, biological process: regulation of transcription by RNA polymerase I. The coding region runs from base 209 to 2893 and encodes 894 amino acids. Gene Ontology annotation, cellular component: nucleus. The record is from RefSeq and is a predicted model, not a curated record. Lineage: Eukaryota; Metazoa; Chordata; Actinopteri; Cypriniformes; Nemacheilidae.
CACACACUCAUCCCGGACACUCACUCACUCACUCACUCACUCACUCACACACACAGGCCUGUGGACACACAGCAGUGCAUCUGUCGAUUGCAGGAGAAAGUGUGUGUGUGUGUGUGUGUGUGAGUGAUGGGUCUCUCGCAGUAGAACUUGUACAGACAGGAGAUUCCGCUGGAAUGGCUAACUGCUCAGGAACUUCAGUCUGAUCAAAAUGUCUGAGGCUAUUUGCUGCACGGUUGUGAACUGCAACUGCGACAGUUUUAAACCAGGUAAACUGAGACGCAGACUUUGUGAGCAUUGUAAGCAUGGCUGGGUUGCCCACGCUCUUAGUAAAUUAAAGGUUCAUCACAUGUAUCAGGGAAGUCAGGUGGAGAUCGUUCACUCCAACGUGGUGUUCGAUAUCUGCAGUUUGAUGCUUUAUGGGACUCAAGCAAUCCCAGUGCGUCUGAAGAUCUUGUUGGACAGACUUUUCAGCGUUCUUAAGCAGGAGGAGGUCAUUCAGAUACUGAACGCGCUGGACUGGACUCUGCAGGACUAUAUUCGUGGUUAUGUGUUGCAGGAUGUGGCCGGAAAGGUAUUGGACCGCUGGGCCAUAAUGACCUUUGAAGAGGAGAUCGUAACGCUGCAGCAGUUCCUGCGUUUUGGGGAGACGAAAUCCAUUGUUGAGCUGAUGGCUCUGCAGGAUAAGGAGGGACAGGCAGUUAUCGUUCCAACCACCAGAACCAACUCUGACAUCCGCAGUUUCAUCGAAAGCAGCAUGCAGCGUUCUGUGCGGCUCCCAGCUAAAGCCGAGGCACCCAGCUGUAGCAACGGACACCACUUCGAGACGCUAGUGAACAGUAUGACCCUUAUGCUACCACUGCUGAAUUCUGUCCCGGCACCAUUCUUGAGCUCGGCCACUGAUUCCAGCUGCCAGGAGUCACAAACCAAACACGAGACAACAGAAAUAAGCCUUGACGCCGCUGCUCCGUUCAAUGCUGGGCCAGUCAGGCUGAUGAUGGACACAGAAUCUACAAAAAUGGAAUUGGAAGAGUUCAAUGUGAGUGGGAACUCCUCACCAUCCACCCCCUGCACGCCCUCUAUCACUUCUGAAACCACACAGAUGUCCCCAGAGAACAAAAUGAGGUAUGCAGAGAAGAGUGGAACCAUGAAGAAAGGUCGUGUAUUCUGCAGUGCCUGUGAAAAAACCUUCUAUGAUAAAGGCACAUUGAAGAUACACUACAAUGCUGUUCACCUGAAGAUCAAACACAAAUGCACCAUUGAAGGCUGUAACAUGGUGUUCAGCUCUCUGCGUAGUCGGAACAGACACAGCGCAAAUCCAAAUCCACGGCUCCACAUGCCAAUGAACCGCAAUAAUCGAGACAAGGACCUGCGGGGCGACCUGAGCCCGAGGGAGGAGGAUGAGGCUGACAAUGACAAGAGAGAGUUUACUUCUGGGCCAGAGAGCCAGGGGACCGUCUCUAGUUUUGUAAUCCGCAACCCAGAGCCCAAAGUGCACAGCUCUUUCUCCGGCAUCAGCCAGAGCGGAAUCCUCUUCCCCAACCUCAAGACUGUGCAGCCUGUGCUUCCAUUUUACCGCAGCCUGGUGACACCGGCGGAACUGGCUCACACGCCGGGCAACCUGCCAUCACUCCCAUAUCUGUCCUCGUCUGUGGACACCAAUGCAUGUCACAUGGAGACGAGCUCAGAGCCAGCGCCCAAGAAGAAGUCCAGAAAGUCCAGCAUGCCGAUAAAGAUAGAGAAGGAUGAACUAGCAGCAGAGGAUGUGUCGUCGGAGGGAAGUCCAGCCCUUAAUCCCUGUACAGAAGCAGAAAAUUGUCAUGGUGUUAGCAUGGGUAGUGAAACACCUGUGGACUGUGAAACUCUUAACCGAUCAACACCCCUUAGAUCCAUCCCCAAAGCACAGAACACAGAACUGGAUGCAUUUCUCACUCACAAGGACAGUUACAUCAUCUCGUCAUCCUCUUCUCUCGUACAUUUGAAAACGACUCACAACUCCACAGAGAAAUCUCCAAAAUGUGAAGAACCACCAUGUAGUUCACAGCCAGACCGACCCUGCAGCCAGCCGAGCAAUUUCACUGUAAGCCAUGCUGAACACUGUAUAGACAGCUGUAGUGACCCCGAGACCUUCUGCUCAGAUGAUAGAGAAGAACAGUCUCACUCGUGUGAGAUCUGCAACAAGACAUUCAAAAACCCUUACAGUGUGAAAAUGCACUACAGAAACGUGCACUUGAAAGAGAUGCACAUGUGCACUGUGGAUGGCUGCAAUGCUGCGUUUCCUUCUCGACGCAGUAGAGAUCGACACAGUGCAAACCUGAAUCUGCACCACAGGCUGUUGACCAAAGAUCAUUCGGGAGCCUCAUCUUUCCGCAGAGAUCGUCUAGACUUCCUUGACCAUGAGACUCUGAGCCAGAUGUCGGUCAUUCUUAAAGGAAGCAACCGUACAGGCUUGGUGUUCCCCAUGAGUAAAGCACUGGUGAGAGAAGUAGAUUCAGCAGAGGGCGCUCUGGAGGAUGAAGCUGUAUUAGAUUUAAGCACCAGAGGAAGCACUCACUUUUCCUGGGACUCAGAUAUAGGCAGUGAGGAAGGGCUCCCUCUGGACGACAGUGACGAGAGCUGUGACGGGCUGAGCGCUCAAGCGUCCGAAUCUCUGCCCUGCCUCAGUCAUCAGUCUCACGGCUCAUCACCUAUAACCUGUCAUCUUUGUCAGAAAGUUUACAGCAACAAAGGUACAUUCAGGGCUCAUUACAAAACAGUUCACCUUCGACUUCUCCACAAGUGUAAAGUUCCAGGAUGCGACACAACAUUCUCCUCUGUUAGAAGCCGCAAUCGACAUAGCCAGAAUCCAAAUCUACAUCGGAACCUCGCAACAAAUACCUCCUUCAAUCAGGAGUAAGACUAGCAUGUUUUCACACACAAAGCCAUAAACACCUAAAUAUACAGUCAAGGAUUCACUUCUAUCAACAGCAUUUGGUACUGUAUACUGCACAUUUAAGAGUACUGGACACAACUGGAAAGAAACAUUCAUAUUUAUAUUAAAAACCUUUGUUAUCUUGAGAUGUGGACUUCAUCUUACAAACUACUUACAAUCCUUUCAUUGUAUUUAUUCACUUUUAUAGAGCAAGAAAUAUGACUGAAAAAUGAUUUCCACAAUGGUUGUCACAGGUCUGUCAACACAAAGAUGUAAAUGAUGAUGGUUUAUGAUGUGACAAGUAAUUGUUCUGCACACACUGAAUUAUGAUCAUCUUUUUAAGAGAUGAUUGAAAACAUUCAUUGCUGUUAAAAGUCCUUCUCUCAUUAUUGUAUUUCUUCUCUGCACUUAUUCACUAAAAGACCUUUGAUAGACCAUUACAUGGCAUUGGUGAGUGAAAGUUAUUUGACUCAUCGUGUCCUUCAGUACAUUUUCUUGUAGUAGCAUACUUGUGUUUGCUUGAUGUUCAGGUUUCUUAUUACAAAAGAAUCAGUCAAGCCCUUUGAUGUUGUUACUGUUGUUUUUUGUUCCUAUUGAGUCAGUUAUUGUGUUUUUUGCUAUAAUUAUUCUUGUGGAGACCAAAGAUUCAUAAGCUAAGACAAUUUGCAAAACAACAAAAAAUCUAACCCUUUACUAAACAUAAAUGUAUUAAGAGUUUAAGUGUGACCGUCUGACAUUUUGUAACACAUGCUCACUAGUUUAAUAUAAUGUUGCUUUGCUAUAUAAAGCACAUGAUGUGUUAGUUUGGUCAAACGAAUGUACAUGGAAUGCCUUCGUCCUUAUCUACCAUGUUUUGCAGGAUAUGCUAAUUAUGAUUGGCUAUUGUUAGUGGAAGCUAUAGUUGCAAAGGGAGUUCAGUAAGACCUACACAUGCUCAAACAAACCUUUUGAAUAGAAAUAACCCUAACCCUUUAUAUUGAUUUCAAUGUUUUUUGUUUAGCACGGUAAACAAGGUUAUAAUAUUGG